Molecule: messenger RNA, 952 nt
Organism: Thalassophryne amazonica
Lineage: Eukaryota; Metazoa; Chordata; Actinopteri; Batrachoidiformes; Batrachoididae
Gene: dlx4b
Product: distal-less homeobox 4b
Exons: 5
Coding region: 153-923 (256 amino acids)
Biological process (GO): embryo development; negative regulation of transcription by RNA polymerase II; cell differentiation
Molecular function (GO): DNA-binding transcription factor activity, RNA polymerase II-specific; RNA polymerase II cis-regulatory region sequence-specific DNA binding
Source: RefSeq, a predicted model, not a curated record
UUCUUUUUUAACAACUCCUAAAACCGGUGCGAACAUGCGCUGCGCAGACCACUGCGGAGAAGCUUUUGCGCAAAUUGGACUCCGCCGUGGAUUUGUUGCAGGUUUUUCCUCAUGAAACCUUCAGAUUGACGGAUUUAUGGACUCGCGUGUUAAUGAUGUCUAUGGGUUUUAUGUCUGACAGUUUGCGUGAUCCCUCCAAAUCGGCCUUUCUGGAGUUUGGCCACGGACAUCCAGCGCACCCGCAACACCACCAGCAGCACCAGCAGCACUCCCCCGGACUUUCUCAUAUUUACCCCGUGCAUGGCUUACACGGUGCAGCGCAUUCCCAGCACGAAAGUCCCUUCCCCGCGAACGCGUCUUACGGCCGCUCUUUGGGCUACGCCUACCCAAGUGCGAUGAACGCUCAUCCCCCGUCCGCGUACAUGAGUUACCAGCACAGCAAUCACAACAGCAAUCUGACGCACAGCAGAUUAGAACACGCAGAUCGAGAUAAGUCCACCAUACAUGAAAAUAGAGACAUUCGUCUAAACGGCAAAGGCAAGAAAAUUCGGAAGCCUCGGACCAUCUAUUCUAGUCUGCAGCUGCAGGCUCUGCACCAGCGCUUCCAGCAGACCCAGUAUCUGGCCUUACCGGAGCGGGCCGACCUGGCGGCCAAACUGGGGCUCACACAGACACAGGUGAAAAUCUGGUUUCAGAAUAAACGCUCCAAGUAUAAAAAGAUCAUGAAGCACGGCAGCGGUCCAGAGGGAGAACAUCUCCACGGCAGUAACUCCAUCUCUUCCUGCUCGCCCCAUCUUUGGGAGGUGUCGAUGGCAAACAAAGGAGCCCCGGUGCACCCCAACAGUUACGUGAACACUUUUGGCCAUUGGUAUCCAAACCGCCACGCGCAUCAGGAUGCGAUGUCACGGCCUGAGAUGAUGUGAGCGCAUCCUUCAAAGACCUCAAAACAAAA